AUGUAUAGAUAUUUUUGUGUAAUUUUAUACACGUUUUGUGUUGUAAUAGACGCUACAUAUGGAGUAGAGGUACCCAUAUUCAAACUAUUGGAUGGUAGGGAUAUACCGGCCAUAGCGCUGGGGACGUGGCUUGGUAAUAAUACACAGGGACGGGUGAAACCUGAAGGUACGGAAGUAGAGGAGGCUGUGAAAUGGGCGAUCGAUGCCGGCUACCGUCACAUAGAUACAGCCUUCGUGUACAAAGUAGAGGACCAAGUCGGGAGAGCAGUCAAUGCAAAGUUGGAUGAGGGAGUCAAAAGAGAAGAUUUAUUUAUAACAACUAAGCUGUGGAACGAUGCUCACGCCGAAGAUGCAGUGGUGCCGGCACUCCGGGAGUCACUGCGGAAACUCAACUUGGAUUAUGUGGACUUGUAUCUGAUACAUUGGCCUGUUGGACAGUUUAGUAACCUGACAUACGAUGAUACAGACUACGUAGAAACUUGGAGAGGAAUGGUGGAAGCUAAGAAGCUGGGAUUGACAAAGUCCAUAGGGAUAUCGAACUUCAAUCAGAAACAAAUUGAUAGAGUUAUUGCAUCCGGUCUAGAAACACCUUCGGUCUUACAAGUGGAGAUCAACCUAAACCUACAGCAGCCGGAUCUGUUGGCCUACUGUAAAAAUAAGAGCAUCGUAGUGAUGGGGUACACACCAUUCGGUUCCAUAUUUCCAAGUAAAGCCAGGAGCGAAGCGCCACCUCCCAGGGUGGAGGAUCCAGCUCUCGUGGACAUCGCCAAGAAAUAUGGGAAGAUUGUUCCACAAGUCGUGCUGAGAUAUUUGUUCGAACUCGGAGUGAUUCCCAUACCUAAAUCAUUGACAAAAUUACGCAUUGAACAGAACCUGCAAGUUUUCGACUUCCAGCUCUCACAAGAGGAUCAUCAAGUGCUGCAGAGUUAUGACCAGGGUUACAGAACAAUUCCGCAACUGAAGUGGCUGGAGCAUCCAUAUUAUCCGUUUAAAAAGAAUUAAUAAUAAUUUAUUUGCUCAAAAACACAGUACAAAAGGUGAUAA
This is a messenger RNA of Achroia grisella, 1044 nucleotides long. Its product is annotated as aldo-keto reductase AKR2E4-like. Gene Ontology annotation, molecular function: aldose reductase (NADPH) activity. NCBI's taxonomy places the organism in Eukaryota, Metazoa, Arthropoda, Insecta, Lepidoptera, Pyralidae. The transcript is spliced from 7 exons. Gene Ontology annotation, cellular component: cytosol. Bases 1 to 1002 code for a protein of 333 amino acids. The record is from RefSeq and is a predicted model, not a curated record.